UCAGUGCCACCCACUAUCGUCAGAUUCGGCUCAUUAUUUUCAUCCCCAAAGACUCGGAGUAAUCAGUUUCACUUCUUUAGAGACUCGACCAUGAGUUCAUUGAAAGGCAAAGUGGCCCUGAUAACGGGGUCAACGUCUGGCAUUGGAGCUGAAACAGCGAGGCACUUCGCCUCCUUAGGGUGCUAUGUCUCCCUGACCGGACGCAGAGAGAAGAAUCUUGAGCAAGUAUCUGAGGAAUGCCAACAGAAAGGAUUACAUAAAGACAAGAUUCUUCUUACUGUGGCAGACCUGUGGAAAGAGGAGGAUGUGAAGAGAAUUGCUGACCGCACCUUGGAGCACUUUGAACAGAUAGAUGUACUGGUGAACAAUGCUGGCUUGGCAUACCCUGCUGGAAUAGAAGACUGUACCUUGGAGCAGUUUGACAAGACGUUUGACUUGAAUGUCCGUGCACCACUGCAGCUCACGCAUCUGUUGAGACCCCACCUCAUUAAAACAAAGGGUGCUAUUGUGAAUGUUUCCAGUGUGAACGGUGUGAUGCCUUUUCCUUGGAUAUUAACCUACUGCAUGUCUAAGAGUGCUAUAGACUCGCUGACAUUGAACAGCGCACAUGAUUUGGCCCCACACGGAGUUCGUGUCAAUUCUGUUAACCCUGGAGUAAUAUUGACUGAGGUACACAGGUCAGCAGGGAUGAAUGACCAACAGUACGAAGCGUUUCUGGAGAAAUGCAAGCACACACAUGCCAUGGGCCGAGUAGGCACCGUGGACGAGGUGGCCAAGGUGAUAGCAUUCCUAGCAUCCGACGCCUCGUCAUUUGUCACCGGAGAACUCGUCACUGUCGAUGGUGGGCGCCAUCUCCUCACGACCGCAACUGAGUAAGGAAUGAGUGAUGCAGAAACGUUCAUCCAACUGCGGACAAGUGCCCAAUUUUAUAGUGUAGUUAAAAGGCAAUGAACACUACUGGUAAUUACUCGGAAUAGUUGUGAGCAUAAAAACUUACUUGGUAACGAUCAAUGGAGAG
This is a messenger RNA of Asterias rubens (European starfish), 1018 nucleotides long. RefSeq names its product 3-oxoacyl-[acyl-carrier-protein] reductase FabG-like. The record is from RefSeq and is a predicted model, not a curated record. The transcript is spliced from 9 exons. NCBI's taxonomy places the organism in Eukaryota, Metazoa, Echinodermata, Asteroidea, Forcipulatida, Asteriidae. The coding region runs from base 91 to 876 and encodes 261 amino acids.